This is a messenger RNA of Spirodela intermedia, 4154 nucleotides long. The record is from the annotation of a GenBank genome assembly. Lineage: Eukaryota; Viridiplantae; Streptophyta; Magnoliopsida; Alismatales; Araceae.
AUGGGUGAUCCUUGCUUGAAGCAGGGGGAGGCUGGGGGGCAAAUAGUGGAUAAAGGACCUGAAAUUGAGCGUUCGUUUGUUUUUUGGCUGUUCCGUGGUUGCUUCACCGUCGCCUUCUCCCUGAUAGUGUCCUGCUUCCUGUCGUUUGUAUUCGGGAUACUCGCUCUCCUGAUUGGGAGCUCCCCUGGGCUGCAAAGCCCGGUUUCGAUUCCCUCUCAAUGCCGGAUCGUCUCUAGCGGUGAAUAGUUUGUCCCUGAAGCAGUUUUCUAUUUUGUACUUUCUAUUUAUCGCCUUAUUGAACUCUCAAACCUUUUGCACGUGUUUCUGCCGUCGGAGAUUAGAAAAGCUAAAAAUAAUAACUUAUUCAACAAAUUCAUUGUCUGAAAAAGGGAAAGAUGCUGGAAAUUUUAUAUGAUUCUCUUCAUCAUCUCAAAAUUUGAUCAGUUGACUAUAUACAUAACAGCAUAAUAAACCCUAUUUGCAUCUGUUUAAAUGUGCUGAGUAAAUUUAAAAAACUAAAUUAACCGAUUUUCUCGUCAAGUAGGCUGGUACAAGUCGUCUAGGUUGUAGGAGGAAUUUCUGAGGAACAGAGCAGAAGCUUCCCUUCCUGUAGCUUGCUGACUUUCUUAACUAGAAGAAGGCUUUUUGGAGGGUUCAUCAGCAACAGCAAUCGUGUCCUCUUUACUAACUUCAUCUUUCCCUGCCUUGUCAUUCUUUUACAAAGAUGAGUAAGCACCACUUUAAUUAUGGAUGACUAGAUAUCACUAAACUUCUUCUGGUUAUAUAUUAAAUUUUAGAUGAUUGUAUUACAAAGGUUUGAUUCUUGAAACCAACUCCAUGUACAAAACUAGUACAGCAGUUGACCUGAGGUACUGGAUGCGAAAAUCGAUACCUUGUAAUUGUUAUGCGGUGAUAUUUUUCCCCCAGUUACUUUUCGUUUCAGCAUUUAAAUAAAUCAUGAUGCAAUCGCAGGAUUCUUGCCCAUGGUCAAACCCCUAAAAUAACAGUGGUAUGUGGUACUUUCUGAAAUGCUCCCAGUGUUUUUAAAUUCAGAUGGGUCACAAUAAAGACAUACAUGUAUAUAUGAGCGCAUAAGCAUUUUCUGCAUAAAGUGCUAAGUCAGACCCCAAAACCGACAUAACCUGAGCUACGACAAAUACUUGCCAUAAAAACAUUUGGGCAUGAACAUCUUUAGUUAGCCUGAUUCAUUCUUCUCCAGGCUAGACUUAGGAAGUAAAUGUAACAUUAGCUGAUGAAAGCUUUUCUCAGGUGUGGACCUCAGGUCAUCCAAGGUCUGUGAACUCUCACUAUCAAAUUGUAAGGCCAAAUACGUUCUAUACCCAUCGGGGAAACCAAAGAUUCAGUGUCAUGAUGAUUACUACUGGGCAUCAGUUUUCAAGGUAAUGUCCUUUAGUUGGUUCUUCUUUAGUUAACGCAUAAUGGUGAUAAAAAUUCUCCAAUAGAAAAAAAUUAUAAAUGAGGUAGCACUGAGUGAAUUCAUUAUAGAUUGAUUGCCUAGAUACUAUUUUUGCUUACCCGUGACUUGUGGUCAAUGAAAUAACAAUGCUUGUUUAUCUUUGGAAUCAGUUUCUGGUUUUUGCUCAUACAUUGUCCGUUGGGUGUGAUAAUAUUUACCACUUAAAGUGGAGAGGGGACCAUAACUCAGGUAACCAAGGCCAAUGGUUCGUUUGACCUUCUCGUUUGGUCUUCCUAUUCAAGAAAUGAUUCUAUACACUAGCUUUAUUUCUUUUUCCCUGCACCUCAUCAUGGUGGUAUGACUAUGGCCCAGACAUCUUGAAGAGACAUAAACUUAUUAAGCAUGUUUACCGACCUCAGCCUUGAGAAGACCGUACUAGCCAAAAAAGAGGCUCUCCUUGUUAUUUUUAUGAUUUUAAAAAUUCCAUGAGGGACUUCACAACAAUGGAAAACUAAGAUAAAGCAGUCUUUUUAAAGAUAGCCUUGUGUGUCCUCUAUGUUUGAUCUAUUUGAAGUUGGUUUCUGUGCCGGGUAGUUCGUCCUUUUAGCUUCACAAUUUGGUUCUCUUUAAAUCUCUGUAAUGUUAAUAAAGAAAAGUUGUUAAUGGUAUCAGUGAUCUGUUCUUGGAAUCUAUUAAUCAGUAAUCGCAAAGCCUGCUCGAAAAGGUGUGAAUGCAGAGUUAGUGAAAUGACCAAAUUGAUAACUCAAAUUCUGUUGAUUUUACACUUUCGAAGAAUAUUACCCAGACAUUAUUGUAACUUAACUUCUUGCUCCUUGGAAGGCUUUUAGACUAUUGACUUGGGAUUCUAGUGUAUUUUCUGCCCCAUGAUGAUUCCAUGUUACUUCCACGUGUUGAAACAUCAAAUCAAGCUUGCUUUCUGCAGGUGGAAUACAAAGAAUAUUUUUCAGGGAGAAUGAUUCGUGGAGUAGCUGAGUCUCCAAAAGAAGCACUUCCUAUUUAUUGUCGGCCUAGUUUCAACGGGGUUUGGCGGACAAAAAAUAAGUUUAAGGUAUUUUAUGUGCAUGUGACAAAGAAGUUAUCUAUCUCAUCCAAUAUUUCAAGGUUAAUCUGUUUCUCUACGGAUAUUAACCAAGCAUUCUAGUUGAUCCUAUGGAUAUUCUGCUCUGCAUUUCUUCGUUUGCAUUAGAUAUGAUUAACAUUCAGCUUAAGAGCUGAAGAACUAGUUGGUUCAGCAGGAAAGAGGACAAUAGACUGAAAGAAAUGUGUUUUCGCAUUCCUGCAAGCACUAACGAUAUGAAGGUCUGAAAGUAUUACAAAACGGAAAAGAAGUCUACAAUCAUUUGAGCAUGAGGCAAUUUUUUUAGAGUUGUUUUGAACGUAUUGUUGACAUUUUUACUUAUAAAUUUUGUGUUCAUCGUUACCCCCCUUCUUCACAGCUUAGUCUAUGAAAUUUAGGAACCAACACUUAUCACAUUAGCUUCAUUUUUUAGUGUCCCAAAUUUGUGGAAUCUUAGUUUCUUGACCUAAAGUUCGUGCAUAGAAUCCAACGCAUAGCGUAAUCCAAUCAGUAUUAUAGUUUUCUAUCAUCAAAAUCAGUAUGUCAAGUUCAAAAUUUAUCAUGGUAGGUUGGGCCCUCUUGGCUCAGUCCAGGGGAAUUCCUUAAUCGAACCAAAAGCUCGAGAGAGAGUAGUGUUGUCUUUAACUACACAUUGGUAGAUUAUUAUUGCCGAUGCAGAGAACUAUUCCCUCAUAUAAAGAUCAAUUCAUAGGCUUGAAUGAAAUGAUCUUCAGUUGCCUCCAUCGUAUCUUUGGUGACGCAAAAUUUCAGUCUCACUGAUCGAACCGAAAUAACUCAAUAUAGGUACCACAAGAUAACCUUCCUUUUAUGGGAUACUUCUGAUACUGUUGCCCAAAUUUACUUAGUGCUCCAAAAUAUGGUCUAUUUUAUUUCAUUUAGCGUAACAGAGAUGAAAGAACAAAGUGUUUGAUCUGCUUUUGUUGAUCUCUCCCUUUUCAGGUAAAUGAAACAUACCAUUGCAAGUAUUCCCUGGGCACCUUCAAGGCAGACAUUUACCCUGACCAUCUCUUCAAUUGUCAAGUAGGAGAUCCAUCAUGGGCCGAGAUGAUCAGAAGAUUCUUCACCCUGUAAGUCCCUCUUUUCUUGAUAUUCCUGGCUAAGCAGCUCUGCUAUGUAUGUUCUAACAUCGGUAGAUGUGGUGUUAUCACACUUCCUUGCCCCUGCCUCAUGAGAAUAGCAUAGUCUACAUCUGUUCACGAAGUCAGCUAAAAGUGGAAAAAAUAGAGCACUCAAGUAAUAUCUCCGAAGUGGAUCCGCCACUGUUGCUCUGCUAACUAUAUCACCUCGACUUGAUGUUUUCUCAACAGGCUCCUGAGUUUUAUAAAGUCCUUCACAUGGGAUACUCUACAAGGUUGGCAUCAUAUACUGGCUGUGGCCACUGGGAGUCUGGGUGGUAUCAUCUCUUCAAUGCUGGCAGUCGGCAUAGCCAAAGUCCUCCAGCCCUUGUGGCCAGCAUUGUUUAAGAAACUGCAACCUGUGAAACAACACCUCUCCAUACUAUCGAUGCAGCUGAGGCGGCCCUGCCUACUCAUCGCUUACAUAUCCGCAGUCAGCUGGCUGGCCCUGCAAUACAUCGAGAUCAUCGGUCUCAAGCAGGUCCUCAUCGACUCUCUCUCUAGAAUGGCCAUAACAAGAUGA